GCCGUUAAAGGUGCCUGCGUGGGCUUCGCGAGGACUCGGGUGCCGAGGGCCCCAGGCCACGUUGAAGUGUGCCUGUUGUCCUUGGUGAGCUGUUCCCCUCAAAGAACCGCCUUGCCAGCCUGUGUGGUUGGUGUAAGCGACUCUGCAAAAGAAGGACGAGGAGGCGUCGGCGGGAUGCUGGAGGUCCUGGUGCUAAAGAUUGAAGAUCCAGGUUGCUUUUGGGUAAUUAUAAAAGGAUGUCGUCAGUUUUUAGAACAAGAAGUCGACUAUCAAAAACUGAACAAUGCCAUGAAUGACUUCUAUAGCAGCAUGUCUCAAGACAUAGAAAUAAAGCCGUUAAUGCUGGAAGAAGGGCAGGUGUGUGUGGUAUACUGUCAGGAGCUGAAGUGCUGGUGCAGGGCUGUGAUUAAGUCAAUCGUCUCUUCCGCAGACCAUUACCUGGCAGAGUGUUUCCUUGUGGAUUUUGCCAAGUGCAUUCCAGUAAAAUCCAAAAACAUCCGAGUUGCAGUAGAAUCCUUUAUGCAGCUUCCUUAUAGAGCAAAAAAGUUCAGACUUUAUUGUACCAAGCCUGUGACAUUGCACAUUGACUUCUGUGAGGACAGCGCUGAGAUUAUACCUGCCACAAAAUGGGACAGUGCAGCCAUCCAGUACUUUCAGAACAUUCUAAGAGAAACUACCCAAGUGGAAGCAAAACUUUGUGCUGUGGAAGAAGAUACCUUUGAGGUUUACCUUUAUGCAACAAUAAAAAAUGAAAAAGUUUGUGUAAAUGAUGAUCUUGUCGCAAAGAACUUUGCUUAUUAUGUGUCACCCACGGGGAAUAAAAACCUCAAUACAUUGGAGAAGCCCAGACCCAGUCUCAAUUCGGUGCCCUGCUCCAGUAAGCUUAGCCCAUCACUUACUCUGUGGCCAAUGCUUUUGCAACGGAAAGACCAUCGUGGAAUGGAAAAUAAAGCUAUAAAAUACAAGGAUUCCUUGAGAGACUCACCUAAAGUUCUGUUUGAGAAGAAGCAGCAAUGCCCCACUUUAAAACACAUGAACGAGUGUAUUGAAUCUUCAGCAUACUGGCCAACAAAAAGAAGCAUAACCAUAUAUGCUGAUCCAGAUAUUCCAGCAGCAAGUGGGUUUAGCCAGAAACCAAAUGAGAAGCUGCUGCGGUUGACGGAGAAGAAAGACUGUGAUGAGAAGAAUGGCUGUGUGAAAUUACUACAGUUUUUAAACCCUGAUCCUUUGAGAGCUGAUGAGAUCUCUGACCUGCAGCAGUUGCAGAAGGUGAAGUUGGGCACACUACAGCCUGGUGUGGUACUCCGGAACAGGAUUGAGCCCUGUCUGACCCUGGAGAAAUCCCCUCUGUCAGCAGACCUGAAGAAGGUGAAUGUAUUGUUAGAGCCAGACUCCUGAAGGAAGCCCAGCCUUUCUGACACAGGAGGCUUGCUUUGUUUUCCUCUGUUCUGUUCUAAGAACGAUGGGCUGGAACCCAGAGUUUCAUGCAUCCUAGGCAUGCAUUUUAUCAAUAUUUCCCAAUCCCAUAGGAAGAUUUUGAAUAAACAGUUCUAAGGCUGCAUUGCAUAAUUCUUGACUCUGAAGUUCUCUUGAAAUCUUUUGUGAUUUAUUUCUCAUGUAUUUGUAAGUCCAGAUUUCUUUUGUAGAAAAGCCUGUUUUGAAAUUGUCAAUCUGUUUCUAAAAUAAGUGUUUUUGGGUUUUUUGAGACAAGGUUUCUCUGUGUAGCCCUGGAUGUCUUGGAACUCGCUUUGUAAACCAGAUGGGCUUUGAACUCAGAGAUCCACCUGCCUUUGCCUCCUGAGUGCUGGGAUUAAAGGUGUGAACCACCACCAUGCCCAGCUUUUCUAAAGUAAGUUUUUAUUUUUUUUUCAUUCAUUCAUUGGUUUUUCGAGGUAUUGCUUCUCUGUGUAACUUUGUGGCCUGUUCUGGAACUUGCUCUGUAGACCAGGUUGGCCUCUAACUCACAAAGAUCUGCCUUCCUCUGCCUUCCAAGUGCUGGGAUUAAAGGUGUGUGCUACCAGCGCCCAGCUGAAGUAAGUUUUCAAAUGGGAGCUUAGAACACAUUGCUAGGUCAGAGUAAUAAUUUUUUUAUCCAUCCUUUGCCAAAUUUUUUUAUAAUCCUUAGAUUUCACUUGGUAAAUCAAUUACAUACACUUAUAUUUCCAUCCUGACUUUUAAAAAGGCUAAGGUUUGGUUUUGAAUAAUAGAAAGCCAAACCUCAAGGAUGGACAGACUGCUGAAAGGUUGUGAGGUCUGGAGCGGGGAAGAGGUUGUACAGGUCUCAGGGAGGUGGGACAGGUGGCAGCGUGGCUGACUAAGGCAGGAAAGGCAGGUGGACAGUGAACAUCCCCAGUCUGCUUCUUGACUGUGCACUACCAGUUUGUAUUGUUCUGAGGGGGAGGGGUGGCUUGAGUCACUUUCUGGAGAGCAUUUCAUGCUACUAUUUGAAACUGCCCCAGUCAGAAUGCCUGCUUGCCACCCUGUCUUCCUGCAGUAGCCUGAUGACAAGAUUUGUCUCAUUGAGCUGCUUGCCGACUUUCAGUCUCUCUUCCGUGUGAACAAACUGGUGAUCAUAGAUAUGUUGAUAAUAAUCCUGCACCUAAAACACCAAAUGCAGUUCAGGGAGAAGAGACUGCCAGAAAGUUCACUUCACUGGGUGCAGUGCUGUGGCUUGCAGUCUAGGGACUGGGCAGGAUGGGACACAGGAGUCCUUGAGCUCAGAACUUUGAAAUCAGCACGAUCAGCACGGUGAGACUUGAUUUCUGGAAAAGAAAACUGCCUCAGAGACAGAAGAAGAUAUUGCCUCCAUUUCACAGUAACAAGGUUUUGUGAUUCUGUUCUUGGAGGUAGGGUUUCCUUUCGAUUGGACCAAGGAUCUUGCUGUAGUUGGCCAUAGUGACAGACACAAAAGGAGAGGAGGAUCACUUGAUUGCUGGAUGCGUCCCCAGGCCUUGUAGGGAACUGAACUGUUGCUCACUCACUAUAUGUUCUCCAGGUCCUCCAGGAGACAUGCAGCUGUUCCUUUGGCCAUAUACAUGCAAAUCUACAAAAAGAGUGAUACUGUAGACAUCAAGGGAAGGGGUACUGUUCAAAAAGGAACACCCCGUGAGUACUAGUGCAGCAAACCAGGAGGCUGCAGGGUCGCUCAGCAUGCUGUUGGUACUGUUUUUUUUUUUUUUUAAAUAUUUAUUUAUUUAUUAUGUAUACAAUAUUCUACCUGUGUGUAUGCCUACAGGCCAGAAGAGGGCACUAGACCUCAUUACAGAUGGUUGUGAGCCACCAUGUGGUUGCUGGGAAUUGAACUCAGGACCUUUGAAAGAGCAGGCAAUGCUCUUACCCUCUGAGCCAUCUCUCCAGCCCUGUUGGUACUGUUGUAAACAAGCACAGUUUACAUGUCAAUAUGUGUCCUGAACAUAUUAAGCAUGCUGGAGAACUGAUUGGUUCUUGAAACAGGUACAGGAAAAUGAAGGGGGAGUGGAAGCCAGCGAGAAAGAAUAUCUGGGUUUGGCUGUGGCUCCAGCCUGCUCCCCCUGCAGAUGUAGCUUGUGAGAGAUAAUAGAAAAGAGCUGAGCUGCUCCAUCCGUUCCUAUGAAUUCAUUGCUUAACGUACAAGAAGUAAAACGCUUAGACUUUAAGGGGGGACUGAUGUCAUCUCAGUACUUGGGAGGUAGAGACAGGAAGAACAAAUUCAUGGACAGCUUGAGUUACAUGAAACUCUCAAAAUACAAAGUUAGAAUGAAAGGAAGAUUCAGAAAAUAAAGAGUGAGAAUAUUUUUGACUGGUAGGUGUGAGGUAUAAAAUGCAGGCGAACUGAAAGAAGGAUGAAAGUAGAAUAAAGUUUAGGGUUUAACUUGGUCCAAUAACUGAAAAUUGGAAUGCAAGAGAAAAGGAAGCAGAAGGAGAUUCUCUGAGGAGUGGCGGUGACAUGACCCUCGUGUAGUCAAAUCGGGCUGGGCUGAAUGAGCAGAGUGGUUAACCAAGUGGCUGUCACUCAGCUGAACUCAGGUACAGAGGUCAUGAGAGCUGUUAAGAAGUGGUCCCACCCAAGGUCAUGUUUCAGAAUGACCUCAGACUUGCACCCAGCAGCUCUAGGGACUUUGGACUUGAGUGUGCAGUCCUUCCAGCCCUAAGACAGGUCUACACAUGUGCUCUCUGUGAGCUAUCCAGGCAGAAAGGUGUUUGCAGGUUUUCAGAGUCUCAUUUUCUUCACCUCAUGUCCAAAAGCUACUCAAGUUUCUCCUCCACAAGACUGUCAAGAAUGAAGAUCACAUGAAGGAGCAAGUUGGCACAUGUGCCUUCAGCUCUGCUGGAAACUCGGGACAUUGGGGAGGAGAAUCGCACAGCACUCAGUGCCUUUUAGAACGUUGUAUUUGGUUGCAGACUUCUGCUGAAACAUUUCAGGUUUUAGUGAUAGGUGAAGAGAUUAAUAUGUCAAUAAAAUCAUGUUUCUUUUCUUUUUAAAUGUUAAGGUAGGUGGGGUGGGUGGCAUGCAUCUGUAAUCCCCGCCCCUGGAAAACUGUGGUAGGAGGGUCAAGAGUUUGGGGCUGGAGAGCUUGUUGCUCUUGCAGAUCGACUUUGGUUUCCAGCAGCCUCUUCUGACCUGCACAGGCACUAUGUGAACAUGCUGCACAAACACUACAUGCAGCCAAAACAAUACACAUGAAAUGAGAAAAGAAAAACAAACGGAGAGUUUGGGACCCGCCUGGCUAUAUAGCAAGACCUUGUCUCAAAAAUCAAAUGAGGAAUAGUUUUUACAAGUGAGGCAGAUGGGCUGGCAGAAUAUGAAGAGAAUAAGGAGACAAAGCCGCCUUCUUGUUGUGUGUGCUUUAGUCCUCCAGUCAGAGGGCUGGCUAUGAGUUCAGAGAACCAGUAGUCUGAACACAGGAAGUCAGUGCUUGGGAGAAAUUCACGCAGAACCUAAAGUAGGUCUUUGGAGCACAGCAGGAUAAGCCCCAUAAGCUGUGUACUAUGUCCUGGGGGGAGGGGGCUGUGAGAUGGAGGGAUUUCUUUGCUGUCAUUCAUCUUUCUCUUCCCCGUUCCCCACCGUUUUCUGUGUAGGCUCUUCAAAGAAACAAGUUCCCGGGACCCAGCCACACUGCAUCUUACUCUUGGCCUCCUAUUGCACGUGGCUGUGACGUGGUGGUCAUUUCUCACUGUGGAAAUGACCCUUUA
Messenger RNA from Alexandromys fortis (reed vole), 5172 nucleotides. It is a transcript of the gene Tdrd12, whose product is annotated as tudor domain containing 12. The transcript has 12 exons. Gene Ontology annotation, molecular function: nucleic acid binding; ATP binding. The coding region runs from base 175 to 1398 and encodes 407 amino acids. The record is from RefSeq and is a predicted model, not a curated record. NCBI's taxonomy places the organism in Eukaryota, Metazoa, Chordata, Mammalia, Rodentia, Cricetidae. Gene Ontology annotation, biological process: germ-line stem cell division.